Messenger RNA from Daucus carota subsp. sativus, 2023 nucleotides. RefSeq lists its product as uncharacterized. The transcript is spliced from 7 exons. Bases 253 to 1773 code for a protein of 506 amino acids. Lineage: Eukaryota; Viridiplantae; Streptophyta; Magnoliopsida; Apiales; Apiaceae. The record is from RefSeq and is a predicted model, not a curated record.
GUUUUUAGCUGGUGUGGUUAUGGUUCAGUUUUUCUUGUUGAGGUUAUGUUUGAGGGUCUCGAGAAAGGAGAAGCAGGGUGAUUUGAAAUUGUCGUUGUAUCAAGCAAUCGGGGGAUUUCAAAAUUCGUGUUUUCAUACGCGGAGCUAGGGUUUUGGGCUUACAUUCCUUAAACGCUUCCAUUGCUUAAAUCCUUUCCAGACUUACCUAUAAAGUCAUUGAUGAUUUAGUUAUAUGUAUGUGCACCGCUCAAAAUGAAUACUCCUACUAUCGAUACAAUCAUCAAGCCAAGCCUUACCGAGUCCGAGGAGAUGCUGCUGACAAAUUCAAUCAAGAUGCUUCUAAAUGGUCUCCAAAGUGAGGUAUCAAAUUUGCAGGACUUUGAAAUGCAUUUCCACCGUUUGAUUCGCGGACAUAAAGAUCCCCCUGUCGAAUUCCUUUGUUUCUUUUUGGCAAUAAAAUACCGUUCUCUUAUAGGCACAGACCCUAUUUGUGCUGCUAAUGAUUUGUUCUAUUGGUCAUUUUGGCUUUCACCUUCAUGUAAUGCCUUGACGAGGGUUGCUGCGGUAGCUCCAAUCAUUCCUGUUCUUUACAAAUCCUGUGUUGGUUUAUCAAAGGCGGAUGCGCGCUUGAGACAAAUUGGAUGUUUGUUAAAAAAAAUUGUUAAUUAUAUCAUCUUGUGCGGCAGUUUGGAGGAUCAAAGAGAAGGGAUAGAGAAAUUAUCAUAUUGUUUUAAAGAUAUUUUGCAAGUUUGGUCGAUGGAUCAAGUUAAGAGCGAUUGUGAACCUCUAGACCAUUUAAGGAUAUUUUUUCCGCUUUUAAGUGAUGAAGUUCGACUGCAGAUAAGUUCAUGUUACAGGACAGACUAUUUAGCUGCGGUUGUUAUGGUAGAGAUGUUAUUAUUAAUGUUACAGUUUAAACUAAGUUUUGGGGUUUGUGGCGUUGACCAGCAAAUGGAUAUAACUACAUGGGUAGUGCAGACUUUGGAGGAAUUCAAGAACUUUACCUUUUAUGAUAUGCUUCUCAGAAUGAUGUUGGAGCCGAGUUUGCCAGUUAGCACCUUAUUGAGUUCUGAGGAGGAAAUACUUCUAAGACGAGUGUUGUACGAUGCUGUUUUACUGGGCGAGCUUCCAUUUUUAAGAUCUGGUAGAUUCGGACAGCUGCAUGAGAACCACUUGAAAAAUAUGUUCUUGGCAUGGCUGCUUGUUGCAGACAAUGCCAUAGAGUUUGAGAGGGAAUAUGGGGCAGGACAACGCGCCACAACCGUUUCUUACACAGAAGCCUUCGCUAGAUCUGACAUUCCUAACCUGCUAAUUAAAUUGGCAGCUAAUCAAAUGAUUCAAAUCGGCAUUAAGGAGAAACUGAGUAGGCCAAGCACACCCACUCCCAAAGCUCUUAUUGAAUGGCUAUUGGGCCUCCAGGAUCUCGGGGUUAGAGUUUUCGAAGAUAGUUCUACAUUACAUGCUAAAGCUACUGUGUGCAGUUUACGUCAAGGCUAUGGACUUCUCGAAUAUAAAUCGACUGUGAAUUUAACAUCCACACAUGGGAGAAGGAAACGUUAUGAAGAAAUGAGUGCAGAGGAACCACAGGCUAAGUUUGUGAAGUGUGAAUUUCAUAAUUCUCCGUUCACUAGUAUUUCUUUGCAUCCCACCUUUGGCAACGCUUUGAUUAGUGGAAGCCAGGGUAACACAACUGGGAGUGGAUUGUGUAUGGAAGAUGAGAAGAAAAAAACAACUCCUAAUGAUGCCGACGAAGAGAUGGAAGAUGUAGACUGAAAAAGUAUCUGAUGGAACUCUCUUGUAUCGAAACUAAUGUUAGCCGAAUCUAUAUGGUUUCUUCAGUAGAGCCAUAUGUAGCCUCAUAAUAUGUGUGUACCGGAGGAUGUACAAUGCAAAACUUUUAUCCUUCGCUGCAUAUGAAGCAAGCUUAUUGCUUUAUUGAAGGAUGCAGAAGAUACUCCUGUUAUCUUUAUUUUUCGUUUUUAAGGUUAUGAAGAAAUUAUGUACUUGCUUUUUAGUCAUUGGA